Strongylocentrotus purpuratus (purple sea urchin) is the source of this 2095-nucleotide messenger RNA. RefSeq lists its product as uncharacterized. Gene Ontology annotation, cellular component: nucleus. The coding region runs from base 305 to 997 and encodes 230 amino acids. The transcript is spliced from 6 exons. The record is from RefSeq and is a predicted model, not a curated record. Lineage: Eukaryota; Metazoa; Echinodermata; Echinoidea; Camarodonta; Strongylocentrotidae.
ACCAGGGGGGUGUUUCACAAAGAGUCGCACUUAGUAAGUCGCACUUAGCGUUAAUCUCACUAAGUGUGACUUACCCUAAGUGUGACUCUCACGGAGAAGCAAAGUCUGUUUCACUAAGUCGUACUUAGGCUAAGUGCGACUCAUAUUGCUUCAAUAUUAAACGGACGAGCCUGAAUCAUUUGCAUACUCAUGCAUAUUCAUGCCAACAGAGAAAAAGUGUCUGCCGAGAUUUACCGCGCUCAUCUCUCUAAAUCUUGUCGUCUGUUUUGGACUUGAAGAGAGCAGGGAUAGCUAGCACAGGAACAUGGCUUCUCCUAUUCCGAAGAAAAGAGAAAGGAAAGCCAACUUUUCUACAGAAGAACAGUAUGCGAUGGUGACAUUCGUCAGCCAAAAUACACAGGCCCUGUUCGGAAAGGCAGGAUUUUGUGGGAAACGGGUGGAGGAACGGAAGCAGAAGGCAUGGGAGCAGUGCGAGGCCUUGUUGAGAGCCGCUGGUGGAUGCCAGCGUGAAUGGAAGGACGUCCGUAAAAAAUGGCAGGAGCUGAAGACCAGGGCCCUGGCAUGCAGGUCGAAGUCCAAAAUGACAGGAGGAGGACCAGCACCUCAUAUGACGGUAGUUUUUGAAAGGGUGUUGGAGGUGCUGGCCCCCCAGUGCAAAGAUGGGAUCUGUGGGUCCGAGGAUGAGGCCGGCGUAGAUGACAGCCAGGAAUUUCCAGAAAUUGACCCCGAAAUAGACAUAGAUCUCCUGGCAGGAGCCAUCCAGGAUGCUGAUGAUGAGGCAGGUUCCAGUGAUAGAGUGAUGAGGGCUGGACCAAGUGUUUUUAUUCCUCCAUCAACCCCUCUACCAUCAAUCACUCUACCACAGGAACCACAGGAACCACCUCCUCAUCAGCAUCCUGGGUGCUUGCCCUGCCAGUCCCACCAGAACAAAAUGCUGGAGACAAUUUCAAGCCAAUUAGAAAUCAUUAUUUCUCUCCUAAAAAAAAAGGAAGAGUAAUUAUUUUCUAUUUUCCAUUUUUUAUUUUGUUUUGACUUUAUUAAAUCACUUGUUCUUGCUUUCAAAAAUUAAAAACAUCCGCAUUUUGGGUUUCCAUAAAUUAUUCCAUUCUCUGAUUAAACAAAGAGAUUUGGAGAAUACUAUAUAUUUGGAAUAUUUGGAAUAGUUAAAUAAUUUUCUUCAAUGUAAAUUUUCUCCAGCAUUUUGUUCUUCUAAAGACCUGGUUAACCUUUUGUAUCCUUUUAUUUUUUGUUAAAUUAUUAUAUAAUUAUGAUGGUGCAAAAGUGCUAACCAGGCUUUAUUAGGGAAUCAUAAAAAUAUAACUACCGUUUCAAUGUCAUCGUUGUUCAAGACCGGCCUCAUCUUAGAUUAUUCAAUUCCCUCUAAAUACAUCUUUGGUGUAUUUAAAGUUUUAUCUGUCAUUUUUGGACUUGGACAUGCAUGCAAGUUCCUUGGUCUUCGACUCCUGCCAUUUCUUCCGUACAUCUUUCCACUCGCGCUGGCAUCCACCAGCAGCUCUCAGCAAGGCCUCGCACUCCUCUCAUGCCUUCUGCUUCCGUUCCUCCACCUCACCACCGAAAGGAAAUGAUAUGUUCUCAUUUUUACAUUAUUAGUAGGUGACUGUGCCAUCUGGAAUUAGUAUGAUAGAAAGUGUCAUUGGAACAGUGACAAGUUUUUUUUCUUCCCCUAUACGUUUUGAAAGGACUGAAUGUAUUAUAAACUCUUUCAAUUAUUUGCUCUGAAAUGUGCAAGAUGGGUUAGGAAACCUCAUAGAUUUUAAUAUAUCAAUAAUAUAGACGUUCAGAGCAUAACAUUUUAAGGUUUAAAUUAUUUCAUUGAUUCAUAUUGAAAAAAGAUAGUAUAUCUAAUGAACUUUUUUAAUUGGAUUGGAUUUAAUAUUAUAAAAAACUGUAAAUAGCUUUAUAUUGUAGCUUGUUUGGAAACAAGAUUUCACCACAUUCCUACAUUGUAUUAUAUCUGAUAGGAUUGUUUCAUUUUUUUUAGUUUUGUACAUAUAAGUGUAAAUUAUUCAAAAUUAUUGAUGACUAUUUAUCUAAUUUAUCAGCAUAACUUAUUAAAGUUUCUUGAAGAAAUGUA